Messenger RNA from Spinacia oleracea (spinach), 1199 nucleotides. RefSeq lists its product as uncharacterized. NCBI's taxonomy places the organism in Eukaryota, Viridiplantae, Streptophyta, Magnoliopsida, Caryophyllales, Amaranthaceae. Bases 387 to 1184 code for a protein of 265 amino acids. The transcript is spliced from 4 exons. The record is from RefSeq and is a predicted model, not a curated record.
CGCAAAUGAUGUUUUGUAUUUUUUCUAAAAUGCGAUAUUCCACAGCGCGCGACCUAAAUUGAAACCCAAUUGCAAAAGCUUCACCCCUCACUGCUUCAAUUCCUUCCUCCAACUUCCUCGGCCUUCCUCGUCCUCCGCCGUCAACCUCGUCCUCCGCCGUCAACCUCCGUCUUCCUCGACCUGCUGUUCGUCUUCCUGCCGCGUCAACCUCCUCUUCGCACAGCUCAUUGUCCUCCAACUUCCUGCUCGUCGCCGCCCCCUGAUCGUCGUUCAACCCCCGGCCUCUUCACAGGUCACUGUCGCCGCUGCUUGCUAACGCCGUCGGCUGCCACGCCGCUGGCCCUCCUCUCUUCAAUUGCUCCAUCGAUUAAUUAGUAGCGUCAGGCAUGGAUGAAGAUCAACACGCAAAUUCAGGUCCUUCUAACAAAUCACCAAAUCAAGUGCCCCAAAAGCAAAAAAAGAAGCCAAGAGGCCCUACAAAAGGAAUAAAAUCCAUGCCCGGGGUUCCAAGAAAAAUUGAAUGGGAUCACUUGGACCGACCCACAGGGAAAUGGGCAACGGAUUACAAGAAUCACAUUGGCGAGAUAAGUCGCGCAAAGGUUUCAAUAUUGAUCAGAACCUGGGAAGAUGUUUCACAAGGAAUAAAAGACACUUUGUGGGAAGACGUCAAGAGAGAAUUUCAUAUCACAGAUGAAACUAAGAAAGAAGUUGUCUUAAAGAGUUGUGAUAAGCGUUGGAGGGAAUUCAAAUCAAGAUUGGCGACUGGUUGGAUUCGGGGUACAAGGAAAAGGCCAAAAGAUGAAAAGAUGCCAUAUGAUUUGUAUAGUUAUAUAACUAAGGAUAUAUGGAAGGAAUUUGUGAAGAUACGUACCUCCGAAGAAGCUGAGGAAAUAAGUGAGAAAGCAAGACAAAGUCAAUCUUUCAACAUAUAUCCUCAUCAUAUGGGACAGAAAUCAUAUGCUGAAAUGACAAGUGAAUGGCAGAGAAAAGGGUACAUUCCCUCAGUUUCUUCGUCAUCUGAAGGUUCCUCUGCGUCUACAAUUUCUUCAAGUUUGCCGAGUAGGACAUGUUUAUGGCUUCUUGCAAGAUCGAAACCAGAUGAGAAAGGAAAUCCUUACUUGCCGGAUGAGGGCACACAAAAGGUCAAAGAAAAUAUUGUAAGUUCAUUUAACAAUUUUGCGUAAUGUUGUGAUUCCUCU